Molecule: messenger RNA, 2382 nt
Organism: Balaenoptera acutorostrata (minke whale)
Lineage: Eukaryota; Metazoa; Chordata; Mammalia; Artiodactyla; Balaenopteridae
Product: zinc finger protein 160-like
Exons: 4
Coding region: 299-2236 (645 amino acids)
Biological process (GO): regulation of transcription by RNA polymerase II
Molecular function (GO): RNA polymerase II cis-regulatory region sequence-specific DNA binding; DNA-binding transcription factor activity, RNA polymerase II-specific
Source: RefSeq, a predicted model, not a curated record
CGCACAGCAACGAAGACCCAACACAGCCAAAAAAUAAGAAAUAUAUAAAAAUAAAAUAAAUUUAAAAAAAUAAAAAUAAAACGUUCUCAAUUAACUGCAUCUUCCCUCCUAUCAAGUACCUUUUUGCUCUGCUCCAUUUCAGAGCACGAUGUCCUCUUGCAGGAGAUUGGGGGCACGAGAGAAUGCUCACGUCCCAGAAGAGUUCCUGAGACUGGCUGCCAAGAUCGACCUCUAAAGACUCAUAUUGUCUGAGGAAGAAGCCCAUAAGAGGAGGGAGAGGAAAGAACAGGAGUCAGAAAUGGCUCUUUCUCAGGAACGGUUGGCCUUCGAGGAUGUGGCCAUCAGAUUCUCUCAGGAGGAGUGGGAAUGCCUGGACCCUGCUCAGAGGGCCUUGUACAGGGACGUGAUGCUGGAGACCUACAGGAACCUGCUCUCCCUGGGUAUCUCUCCUACACAUGUUAUCAAGAAAUUACAACCAAAGGAGAACACUAAUUCAACAGAUAUAUUCCAGACAGUGAUUUUGGGAAGACACGAAAGCCAUGAAGUCAAAAGUUUUUACUUAAGGGAAAUCCGAGAAAAUAUGCAUCACUUUGAGUGUCAGUGGAGAGAUGAUGAGAGAAAUUACAAAGGAAUGCCUGUAACCCAUAAUGAAAAUCUCACUGAUAGAAAAGAUCAACAUGGUAGAAGUGAUGCAGGAAACAAGCCUAUUGAAAAUAAGCUUGCAUUAAGCUUUCAGGAUGAACUGCAGAUAUUUCACACUGAAAGGAAAAGUUAUGAAUGUAAUCAAGUUGAGAAGUUCAUCAACAAUAGUUCCUCAAUUUCAGCUCUCCAAAGAAUUACUCCUAGUGUCGGAACCGACACUUCUAAUAUGUAUGGGAAUGAUUUUAUCCAUCCUUCAAUACUGACACAAGACCAUAAAGCACACAGGGAAAAACCUUACAAAUGUAAUGAGUGUGGCAGAGCCUUUAGUAUGUGCUCAAGCCUCACGAACCAUCAAGUAAUCCAUACUGGAGAGAAACCUUACCAAUGUAAUGAAUGUGACAAGGCUUUUUUCCAUAGUUCCAAACUUGUAAAACAUCAAAGAAUUCAUAGUGGAGAGAAACCACACAAAUGUAAUGAAUGUGGUAAAGCUUUUAUCCAAAGUUCAAGCCUGGCUGACCAUCAGAAAAGUCAUGCUGGAGAGAAACCAUACAAGUGUGAUGAAUGUGGCAAAGCCUUUAUUGUGCAUUCAAGCCUAAUCAACCAUCAGGUAGUCCACACUGGAGGGAAACCUUACCCAUGUAAUGAAUGUGGGAAGACUUUCAUCAAACGUUCAAACCUUAGGCUUCAUGAGAGAAUUCAUACUGGAGAGAAGCCAUACAGGUGUAUUGAAUGUGGCAAGGCCUUUAGGCAAUGGUCUGACAUCAGGAUUCACCAAAGAAUUCAUGCUGGAGAGAAGCCUUUCAAAUGUAAUGAGUGCGGCAAAGCCUUUACUCAGGGCUCACACCUCACUAGACAUCAGGUAAUCCAUACAGGAGAGAAACCAUAUAAAUGCGAUGUAUGUGACAAGGUCUUCAGUCAGAAUUCACACCUUGCAAGUCAUCGGAGAAUUCAUACUGGGGAAAAACCAUACAAAUGUAAUGAGUGUGGGAAAGCCUUUAUUGUUCGUUCAAGCCUAACUUACCAUGAGGUAAUUCAUACUGGAGAGAAAUCUUACAAAUGCAAUGAAUGUGGCAAGGCUUUUAUCAAGAGUUCACAUCUUAGGCAUCAUGAGAGGAUUCAUACUGGAGAGAAGCCAUACAGGUGUAUUGAAUGUGGCAAGACUUUUCAGCAAUGGUCUGACAUCACUACUCACCAAAGAAUUCAUGCUAGAGAGAAGCCUUUCAAAUGUAGUGAGUGCAGCAAAGCUUUUACUCAGGGUUCACACCUCACUACACAUCAGAUAAUCCAUACUGGAGAGAAAACAUAUAAAUGCAAUGUAUGUGGUAAGCUCUUCAGUCAAAAUUCACACCUAGCAAAUCAUCGGAGAAUUCAUACUGGAGAGAAACCAUACAAAUGUAAUGAGUGUGGCAAAGUCUUCAGUCAAAAUUCACACCUUGUAAAUCACCAGAGAAUUCAUACUGGAGAGAGACCUUACAAAUGUAAUGAAUGUGGCAAGGCUUUUAGCAGGCGUUCACACCUUAGGCUUCAUGAGAAGAUUCAUACUAGAGAGAAAUCAUACAAAUGUAUUGAGUGUGGCAAAGCCUUUAGACAGUGAUCCUACCUCAGGAUUCACCAAAGAAUUCAUUCUGGAGAGAAACCUUACAAAUGCUGUGAUUGUGGCAAAGCUUUUACUCGGGGCUCACACCUCCAGUCAUCAGAAAAUCCAUACUGGACAGAACCUUACAGAUGUACUGAGUGUUG